Molecule: messenger RNA, 1365 nt
Organism: Oncorhynchus masou masou (cherry salmon)
Lineage: Eukaryota; Metazoa; Chordata; Actinopteri; Salmoniformes; Salmonidae
Product: photoreceptor ankyrin repeat protein-like
Exons: 4
Coding region: 1-1365 (454 amino acids)
Molecular function (GO): protein binding
Source: RefSeq, a predicted model, not a curated record
AUGGCUGCUGUGAAGAACUCUGUGCCUGAGGACAAAGGCCCUGACAAGGACGCCUCAGAGGUGUCUUUGUCAGGGAGUGUGUUAGACUCUGGGAGUGUCCUCUCAGAUGACUCAGUGCUUCCAGACUACGAGCAGGAAGGUGAUUCACAGGGUACUUCCAACACGCUGUAUGAUGUGUGCACUCGGAAUGACCCCCUGGCACUCCGAAAGGUUCUGGAGAGAGGGGUUACAAAAGAGGAGGUCAUGGCGGUAGACCACAAUGGCUGGACUGGACUGAUGGUGGCGUGCUAUAAGGGUUUUUUGGACAUUGUGCAAUCUCUUUACCACUGCCCCUACCUGGACAUAAAUCACCAGGACAACGAUGGCAACACAGCACUGAUGAUCGCUGCACAAGCAGGUCACACCAUUACAGUGACCUACAUCCUAAACUACUACCCCGGGGCAGACACAGAGAUCCGGGAUUGCCGUGGCUUCACCGCACUCAUUAAAGCUGCCAUGCAGGGCCGAGAUGAUGUGGUGUCCUCCCUCGUCAUGGCCGGUGCAGACCUAAAUGCAAUAGACACCAGGAAGCAGAAGUGUGCGCGGGACUGGGCACUAAAGACGGGCCGCUACGAGACCUUGAGCCGCCUCCGCCGCCUCAACCUGCGGCCUAGAGCCGAGCAGUUUAUUGAGAGCUACGUCCCCGAGUGGCCAGAACUGAAAGUGCUGGUGGCCAAAGCCACAGCCAACAAGAGCACCGGCCAGAUGAUCACCCAGCGCAUCAAGUCCACCUUCAGCUUCAAUUUUCUCCAAGACCCCCAGGACAAUGGGGUCUUGGACCAUAUGGUGCGUAUCACCACCAGCAUCCACAGCCCUUUGGUGGCCACCAGCUGCCGGCCGCUAUGCCCCACCAGCCCCCCCGAGGUGGGAAAGAGGCGCUUGGCCGUGCCUGAGCUGAGGAAGAAGCACUCAGAGAAGAAGCUGGAGGAGAGCUCUGUGUGCCACAGCAACGGCUCCGUCUCCGUCUCCUCCAUCAUUCCACACAUCCACUUGGCCGAGACCAUUGCCACGUCCUGCUGUGUGGACACAGAGCGCAGGGGCAGUAUUAUCUCUACAGCCUCCACCGGGGUGCGCACCUUCAUGCCCAGGUACAUGGCCCACAGGAAUAGUGUGUUCCCUUCCGGCUGCAUCCCCAAGAUCCAGAUAGUGAAGUCUGGAGAGCCCACACCUAGGAAGGAAAAAAAGAAGAAGAGGCACAAGGGUCACCUGGAGCUGCCCGUAUGGAAGUACAAAGCAGAGAAGCAAGAGAAGAAGGAGAAGAAGGCAGAGAAAGAAAAAGAGAAGGCCAAGAAGGAAAAGGAAAGGAAAAAGAAGAGAGAGAAGUAG